GGUGAGCCGCCGUUGCGCCGGGGGCCCCACCAGAGACGUCCACGGCCAUCCCGACGCCUCGAGGUGUCUGUGCGACGGAGUCAGCUGCACGUGUAGCAAGUGGUGACGCCUUCACGGGGAAUCCAGACGGCGCCGACCGAGUAACUCGUAUGGACGUCGACCUAUGUGUCAGGGCAAGGCGCAAACUGGUCCAGCGCGCAACCCUUGCUCGCCGGGGCCAGGGGCCAGCUGUGGCCCUGGUCAGCGGCUGCAGGGAUUUGGGAGAGCAGGCCUCGCCACGCCACGCCACGCAGCGCCAGCUGCGGCUCUGCAGCUGCGGCCGCGCCGCGCCUCCACCGUCCGUUGCCGCGUCUUCCGCCGCCGUUUGCCCACCGUCUUCUCAGCGACGCACUGCAAGUUGCUGCUGCCUCCUGGGUGACGGCUGUAGAUGGACGUACGCAAACCGGUACUUGGGAGAGAAAGGAACCGAUGGAUUUGAAUCUAAAGAGUACGGCACACCGUCACGAUGUUAUGGCAGACAGGUCGUUGGUUGAAAACGAUGGGCAGCGUGGCAGACGCGGAGACGGUGGCUGAAGAACUAACGGAGAGCUGUAAAUGGCAAAUUGUACACCAGAAACGGAGGAAAACCUUCCGGGACUGCUUACACCGGAUGCGAGGCCUGUACGGGGCAACAGGUUGACCACCAAAUCCAGACAUCAACAAACCGAAAACAGUGAGACGUUAUUAAAGAAAGGAAGGAAGGAAAAUUAGGGUUUAACGUACCGUCGAUAACUACCUCAUUAGAGACAGAGCACAGGCUCGCACUGUUUCAAGGAUGGGGACGGAAAUCGGCCGUGCCCUUGCAAAGGAAGUAUCCCGGCCUUUGCAAAGAGCGAUUUGGGGGAUCACGGAGAACCUAAAUCAGGAUGGUCGGACACGGAUUUGAACCGUAAUCCUCCCAAACGCGAGAUCUAACCUCUGCGCGGCCUAGCUCGGUAAAUGUUUAUAUUACUGGGUUUCAUGCGUGGCUCUCAUAAAUAUUAGAGGCUUGAAUCGUCCGAUUUCACAUGGUAGUAUGGAUACCGCAGAAGACGCUGAGACCGCAUGCGUAUUUUAAAGUAUAUACACACGCACGUAUUCCCAACGUUUUUACAUAUUACGCACGGAAAAGUGAGAGGGGAUUUCACAAAAAACAGUAUUAUAAACGUAUGGCAGCCUACGACAGGUGAAGCACAGUGCGAAACCUUUCGUAUAUUUAUUGACGUAAAAACAGAACUCAUGGUGCUGCACGGACUUCAAGUCUGUCGAAAUGAAUGUCUCACGAAAAAAUUCGAAAUGUGUCUGCAUUCCCAAUAAAAUAAUCUAGAACUACUGACUGAAAAACUGAAAGUAAAUCUAUGCCACUUUUCCGUAACCUUACAAACAUUUUAAACACACAAAAUAAAAAUUAUGGAUGUGUUCCUGCUGACACACAGAUGCAAUUAACGUGAACCAUAUAUUUGGAAAAUAGAGUAACGUCUCUCCACUAACCUGUGUAUUCGAUACUUUGUGAGAUUGUUUUUCUGUCACUUUGCCAAAGCCUUGCGUAACUACUGACGCAAUUGUUGAAAACUCAGAGUUAGCUAUUUCGAAUUUGUAUUCGUGGAAACACACGUAUAACCAGCAAAAAUAAAAUGAUUGCAUGUCUUAGCCACUCGACGCCGUAUGCGAAUACUUGUAGUCCUGAGCUCGAAAUGUUUCGCCAGAAGAAAUAAAAAUAACGAUUUGUGACUGAACGCAGUUUGCUUUUUUACUUUACGAAAAUAAUACAGUCACGGAAGCAUCACUGGCAGCAAUGGAUAAAAUUAUUUGUUUUCGUUUCGAUAAUAGGAAUUGGAAGCUCUGAGACAAAGAAGUUCAUAUACAAAACAUCGUAUAAACUACCAAAUAUUCAACGUUCAGAGAAGAAAGGGUAAGUAUACGCAUUGAACCUUGGUAUUAACUUAUUAUUGAUAGAUUUUUGUUGUGUUGCAAUACGAAAUGUUUUAAGUUGCCAAGUCCCACUUGCAGAUAGAGUUUCAUCUAAUAGUUCGACGAAAAUCGUCAUCUGAUACGCUUCAACGGCUGUUUCUCGGCAUUCAAGAACUUUGUUUUUGCCGUGGGAUUGAUCAUGGUUCCAUCGUUCCUCUGGACACUGGCCUCGAAAACAAACUCGGCUUGAAGCAACUAAAGACACAGCAUUACCAAACAUUUUGUAUGAAAUAUAAUAUCAAGCAGGUGUGUGAUAGCGAAAUGCUUCUUGGAACAUCUGCGGACUUAAAUACUCACCUGGUUGAGAAAGUUUGUGUGCUGAGAGACGUAGGAAUGAUAUAUUGAAAUAGAUAGACUAUUCCUACUACGUUGACUAGCAGGGUGGCUAAAUAUUAUACUUUGACAAGAGACUUUUGAAGAAGUAGACGAUUUUCGGUAUCUCCGAAGGAGAAAGGAUAAAAAAAGAAAAUGCGAGAAAUACGAAUGCGUACUAGGCGAAGAAAGGUGUGGGAAGUAAGGUCCCGGAACCUUAUAUUCUUCAAGAAAAUGCGGCGGACUCUCUUCGUGAACGUUGUACGAAAUCCUUUCCUCCGCCAAGCGAGUUGGUUCACGCUGUUAUGAAGAACUUGCUGAACCGCGAAGAGGCUUGGAUUCCUGACCAGGAUGACGAUGUCCCUCAUUAUAUCUAGUCUGGUAACUUCUUGUUCUAUUUUGUUCCUUAAAAAACUCUUCAUUUUCGUCUACUUGUUCCAUAUGUACAAAGUUUAAUAAACUAUAAAUA
Messenger RNA from Schistocerca americana (American grasshopper), 2770 nucleotides. RefSeq lists its product as uncharacterized. Lineage: Eukaryota; Metazoa; Arthropoda; Insecta; Orthoptera; Acrididae. The record is from RefSeq and is a predicted model, not a curated record. The coding region runs from base 150 to 533 and encodes 127 amino acids. The transcript has 4 exons.